AUCAUAGUUCACCGAGCAAUGCCCCUGAACUGGCUCCUUCCACGGCAGGUGCGUACUGUUAAAAGUCCAUAACCACGGCAACUGCGCGCCUUCCUUGAACCCAAGAACGUCCUUACCCAUCGUCCCAAAGCCAGGCAGCCCAAAUUCUUCUCAACUUCUUUCUUUUCAACUCUUUCAACCCCUUUAACUCUUUUAACCCUCUUAACCUUCACACCAAGCUUGACAACAAACCAUCUCAGAAUUAGCUCUUCUAUCUUCUCUCAUCUCAGAAGAAGAUACGCUCAUGAGAUAUAGGAGACUUGCCCACCAUGCCCGUCAUCUCCACUCUUAGCAACUCGGUGGCGCGCGUGAUGCCUGUUGCCAAUAUCACGGUUGCCAAUAUCACGGCCCUCCCGUCGCUUGUUUCGUCUGGUAUCCAGGCAUCGCCAGCACUGAUCUUGCCCUUGACAAUGCCCUCCAACGUCACAGGAUCAGCCGGGACUACCGAGUCUGAACCCUCUCCCAAUUUCGUCGCGGCUUAUGUAGUCCUUUUCACCGUCCCCGGCAUCUUCAUCGUCAUCGCCGUCAUCGUCACCAUCAAAGAUCGCCGUGCCGCAAAGGCCUGCAACCCCGACGUCGAACUCGAGGAGUUCCAUCCGCACUGGUUCCCGUGGCGCAACGCCAUUCGGGAGACCGAGGGUCCUUCGCCGGGCCAGGUGCGCUCCAGGGCCCCAACUCCCAAGCCCGCUGCCGCCGCCGAAGAUGGCAAAUGGCGAUGGAAGAUCGUCAAGGGAAAAGGUAAGCAGCCCGAACGCCCCGUCCCCGCCUCCCCGAGGUCAAGCCUCCCUGGCGAGAUAAGAUGGACUAACCCUCUCGAUAUCGUCGGCCCAGCCAAACCCACCUCGACCUCCCGCGGCGGCCCGCCCCAAACCGCCGAAGAAUGGCAAGAGUUCCUGCGCCGCCCGCACCCACGGGGAAACAACAACGCGAGGGCCAGGGCGCAGACCCAACCCACCAGCAGGUCCAAGGGCGGCCGCCGCCUGGUGCCCGUCCAGGAACAAACGGGCGAGCCGUCCCAGUCCCGGUCCCGCACCCACUCGGCGCCUCUGCCCUUCCCAACCCCCUGCCGCCGACCCUGUUCAAGAACCGCGCCCCCUCGGAGCCGAACGCCUACGCCCACAUCCAGAUCGCCUUGCCCCUGGCCCUGCCCCAGCGCCCGUCAACCUCGCACUCGCACUCGCACUCGUCCCGGUCGCGCCGCUCGUCGCACGCCCGGUCCCCCAAGCGACGGCCCCGCGCGCACUCCCAGCCGCAGCCGCACAAGGCCGGCGAGAAGUCGACUGCCGAGAACAAGAACAUUAGCAUGGGCAAGCGCCGACAUGGCCCCAAGCUGCCCCCCGUCCCGCCCAAUACCCCGACCUCCCCCAGGGCCCUCUCGCCUUCUCCCGGUGCCGAGCAAGAGCGCCGUGAGCAGCACCUGCAGGGCAUCACUAUCCCAUACGUGCUUGCUUUUGAUUUCGGUUCGGACGCUGAGGACGAUGUGAAGAGCGACGGAGCUGCCCCGGAGAAGUAGUAGCAUGUCAAAGUCGAGGGCAAAGAUGUUGCGGCUCGGAUCUCGGCAAGCCCUUGGA
Sodiomyces alkalinus F11 is the source of this 1610-nucleotide messenger RNA. RefSeq lists its product as hypothetical. NCBI's taxonomy places the organism in Eukaryota, Fungi, Ascomycota, Sordariomycetes, Glomerellales, Plectosphaerellaceae. The transcript has a single exon. The record is from RefSeq and is a predicted model, not a curated record. The coding region runs from base 309 to 1523 and encodes 404 amino acids.